CUGGCUGCCGGGCGCGACUCUCGGGCCACCUCCGGCCGCGGCCCCGGAGCGUGUGUCGGAAAGGAAGCGGCGCUCGGCCGCCGGCGGGGUGUUGUGCAUUGAGCGCUGCUGGAAAAGCACGGUCUCCCUCUCCAGGCCUCCGAGUUAGCUCGUGGGGAGAAUGCAGCGAUCUUGGAAGGAGACAUUGCCGUGGCUCGCUGGGCAGCCAGAUGAUAUCAUCAAGUUGAAUCGAAAGGAAGGGAAGAAGCAGAAUUUUCCAAGACUAAAUAGAAGACUCCUCCAGCAAAGUGGUGCCCGGCAAUUCAGGAUGAGAGUACGAUGGGGAAUCCAACAGAAUUCUGGUUUUGGUAAGACUAGUCUGAAUCGUAGAGGAAGAGUCAUGCCUGGAAAGAGACGUCCUAAUGGAGUUAUCACUGGCCUCGCAGCUAGGAAAACAACUGGAAUUCGAAAAGGAAUUAGUCCUAUGAAUCGUCCACCUCUAAGUGACAAGAAUAUAGAACAAUAUUUUCCAGUGUUAAAAAGGAAGGCAAACCUUCUGAGACAAAAUGAAGGGCAGAGGAAACCAGUGGCAGUUCUCAAGAGACCUAACCAGCUAAACAGAAAAAAUAACAUUCCAGCUAAUUUUACCAGGAGUGGAAAUAAAUUAAAUCAUCAGAAAGAUACUCGUCAGGCAACUUUUCUUUUCAGAAGAGGCCUGAAGGUUCAGGCCCAGUUGAAUACAGAACAACUGCUAGACGAUGUAGUAGCAAAGAGAACUCGUCAAUGGCGGACUUCCACCACAAAUGGAGGGAUUUUGACUGUAUCUAUUGACAAUCCUGGAGCAGUUCAAUGCCCAGUAACUCAGAAACCACGAUUAACUCGCACUGCUGCACCUUCAUUUUUAACAAAGCGGGAGCAAAGUGACGCCCGGAAAGUUCCUAAAGGUGUUCCCCUACAGUUUGACAUAAACAGCGUCGGAAAACAGACAGGGAUGACGUUGAACGAGCGGUUUGGGAUCCUGAAGGAACAAAGAGCCACUCUCACAUACAACAAAGGGGGAAGCCGCUUUGUAACCGUGGGAUAGGUCCCAUGUCAAAGGAACUUUUGAGAGAUGACUCUGAAAAGUUGAAUUGCUUGAAGAGUUCAUCACAGAAAUUCAAGAAACUUUACUUCAAAAUAUUCACAAGGCUAAAUAACUCUUAUUUUUAUUUUUGAAGUUUUUUUUUUUAACGUAUAAAAUAAUGCCCUGAAAGAAUAAUAGGGAUUAUACCUAUCUGUUCUUGAAGAUUUCAUGGUUGGCUCAGACAGAACAAUCAUCUGUUUGACUUCUUUGGUUCCUCAUGCAGCAGAAGGAAGACAGAAAGAUAGAAAUUGAUUUUUUUAUGAUAGUGGUAUUCAGGAUCUCAUCACCUUUGCCCAUAUUUUAGACUUCGUCAUGGUAAAUCUUGGUCUUCAGAAACAUGAGUAGGUCCCUUUGUUGCUGUCACUUACCCUUUAAUAGUGUUGAUGUAGUCAGUACAGUUGCCUUUUCUUCAUUAGAGAUACAAAAAAAAUGUAUUAGAAUUCCAGUUUUGGGUUUUAAGAUUUAUGGGAAUAUCUAGAACUUGGUUCAUUUUUCAGACAGUGUAAUCCCCUGGAAUUAUACAGCUUUAGUGCUGAACUUUUAACAAGAAAUGUGACUCUAGGUACUAGUCUCAGUUUAAAAUGUUGGUGUUAAAGGCUAUAAAUGCAUAUUUACAAGGUUAUCUGAUAGGGCCUUGGAGGAGAAGAUCCAGUUUUUAAAAAAUGACAGUUUGUGUUUAAUAAACGAAGGCAUGAGAGGAAGUAAGUAGCAAGUUGAAGGACAGGUAGUUGAGAUGAAAAACUUCAAAACCCAGUAUAGGUGUACUGUUUGGAUUUAGCAUAGUCUUGAGUCUAGUGUCCACAAAGUAUUCAAAUGAUAUUUAGAAGAAUUAUAACUAUUACAUUGAAUUGAGUCCCUUGGAUAUUUUGAUAGUAAAAUUAAUAGCCAUAAAGUCUUAGACUUCUUAUUUGAAGUUAACAUUUCUUAUUUGAAAAGUUGAAAUUUAUGAGCUUUGAAGAUUGCAAAAUUAAAUAAUUUAUAGCUCCAAAAACAAAAAUAUACUUGUAUAUGUCACAGAAAAAAUGCAAAAUUUAUAAUAGAGUUACAUUAACCUUGUUGUUUACCUUUCACUGAUUUCUUACAUGGUAUAAAUUAAAGUUCAGGCAUUUAUGGGGAGCAAAGGCCCUCCCCCACCACCCCGCCACCUGCCACCUCUGAGGGAGUGGGAGAAGUGAGUCUGUGCCAAGAUAGUACUGAGUCCUCAGAUGUUGUAUACUGUAAAUUACGGUAUAAUGCCAAAUGCAGCAAAAUCUUCCAGCUAUACCUUACAAGUUUGGUCAUUUUGAAGCUUGACGUUUUAGUUUGCCAUUAUGUUAAAAACAUCUAAAUAGGUGUUAGUUUCUCAGGAGUAGAUUGUUAGUGUUGACUUUUCCUGUAAAACAAACAUCGUUCUUGGCCUGCCUUGCAUUGUAUACUAGACUUCAUUGUUGCCUCUCAUGCUUCUUGAGUUACUUAAUGAUUUAUGCUAGCCAUGGAAAGCUAUCAGUAACAGUUUUCACGCUUAUACCAAAGAAUUAAAUCUGAUCCUUAAUAUCUGAUAUUUUGCUGGUAUUUGUACUGAUAAGUGAUUAUUGGAAGUCAGUCACAGAAUUUGAAAAUAAAUUCUAGUCUCUCCUUAGCUAUUUGAUGCUUUUCAUAUAGGCCAAGAACCCAUUGCAAAACAUUUUUGCAAGUAUGAAUGCCUGUAUUUGGUCUAGGAACAGUACAUUUUAGUCUGAUUUAGAAUUACUGGUAGCUUAUUUUAAAGCAAGGAAAAGCAGCUGAGCUCGAGUUUGCUGUCUUUAGAACGGUUUGUGAAAAUAUGGUAUAAAAGUGUUUUCAUUUUCCUGUUCUUACCUAUUGUAUAGAGCUAUUAAUGCCAUUUUUUGGGAAAACCUUAAAAAUUGCCCCAAAUACUGACAUUGAGUGCAUCAAAUAACAAAUUGUCUUUGGUAUAUUAAACUUUUAUUCUUCAUGCAUCUGUAAUUUAAUUUUAAGUAUAAUGUUUUGCCUUUGGUACAACUAAAUUAAAACUCUUGGUGGUCACAUGUAUAUAAACAAAACAAUAUGCUUUGUUGAAGGAAAAUUUUCUUUAUUGGAAUGUGGUUGUAAUCCUUGUUCAGUUCUUAAGUUUUGGUUUUUUUAAAAAACAGGAUGCAACUUAAAAUUUUCUUUGCAUCAAGGUAUAUGCAAAACAUUGAUGCAGUGCAUCACAAAACGGAAGUUUGUAUUUAAUGAGGAGGUGCUUUACACUGUACUUUUUGGUGUUUUUUGGAAAAGUUACAUUUAGAUCUAUUCUGAAGCUGUUCAUUUUUAACAAAUAAAAUGUUACAGGUUUCACAUGAUUUAUUCUUAGCUCUAAAGAUUGAGUUGUGGUUUUUAGAUUAUUCUAUGUUAUGAAGAACUUUGUAGUGGUUAUUUGUAGUUUUUAGGGUGUGAAACGUUAUCUACUAGCAAAAUUGGUAACUCACUCUAGUCUCUCCUAUUAGCAUCCGUCUCUCUUUUGAUGAUUUCAUUUGUAGCUCCAACAAAUGAAUCUAAAAAAUAGAAUCCAGGCUGGGUAGGGUGGCUCAUGCCUGUAAUCCCAGAACUUUGGGAGGCCAAGGCAGGUAGAUCACGAAGUCAGGAGCAAGACCAGCUGGCCAACACAGUGAAACCCUAUCUUUACUAAAAAUACAAACAUCAGCCAGGUGUGGUGGCAUGUGCCUGUGGUACCAGCUACUUAGGAGGCUGAGGCGGGAGUUUUGCUUGAACCCAGGAAGCAGAGAUUGCAGUGAGCCGAGACCAUGCCAUUGCACUCCAGCCUGGGUGACAGAGUGAGACUCUGUCUCAAAAAAAAAAAAAAGAAAAGAAUCCAAUAUACUUUGCAAUGCAGAAUACUGGAUUACCGCUCCUUUUACAUCUUAAUAAAGUGAGUGCCAGUGUUUUUAA
This is a messenger RNA of Macaca mulatta (Rhesus monkey), 4012 nucleotides long. NCBI's taxonomy places the organism in Eukaryota, Metazoa, Chordata, Mammalia, Primates, Cercopithecidae. The record is from RefSeq and is a predicted model, not a curated record.